Messenger RNA from Pedinophyceae sp. YPF-701, 849 nucleotides. The record is from the annotation of a GenBank genome assembly. NCBI's taxonomy places the organism in Eukaryota, Viridiplantae, Chlorophyta, Pedinophyceae.
AUGCGAUUCCACUGGGGCUGCUUCGGCGCACGCUCGGCCGAGCCGCGAGAAGGUAGCUCCGAUACCGAGGAAUCCUGGAAGGAGCCUUGGAAGGAGGAGGAUGACGACACGAUCGAACCGCCGCGCGCGGCCCGGCGGACGUCCCUCGGGUUCCUCCCGCGAGUCACAGAGCUCGACGGAAGCCCCCCGCUGGGGUCAUCACAAAACAGCGACAGCAGCCGGUCGCCGCCGCGCCAGCGGGCGUCCGGCGACGGAGCGCGCUGCGCGCGGAGCCGCGCGGCCGCGCACCGCGGCGCGAACCUCCGCGACGUGGCGUCGCGCUGGACGCUCGCGCGCGACUCUACACACACGACGCAGCCAGAUAGGGAGUCCGGGCGGCGAACGACGUUCCAGGGCUGCUCGCAGCGGGAGUGGUGCCGCUCGCGCUCCCGCGACACCACGAGCCUCGACUUCGGCGCCGCGCCCCCGGCGCGCCCGCUCGGCGCGAAGCAUGAGUCGACAAAGGAUCUGAGAGGGCGCGACCUGCGGAACGUGCUGUCGGGCGGAGACGUCCCCGUGCGGACGAUCGCGCGGCCGUCGUGCCCGGGCGCGCUGCGCAUGCCGAACAAGGUGCUCGCGACGGAGCCGGACGCGGUGUGGCGCGUGGUGCACGAGCGCAUCGGGCGGACGUCGCUGCCGGAGGGCGGCGCGUCGCCGUCCGGCGCGGUGGCGCCCGCGGGGCCGCGCCUGUCGCGCGACUCCCAGACCGGGCGGCGCUCGUCGUCGCGGACCUCCUCGCUGCUGCCGCCCGACGUUGCGCGGAAGCUCCGGGCGACGCCCAACUCCAUCGAACUCCUGGCGCGGUUCUGA